GAGGCGGGCAACGGGUGCGUGCGCGUGGUCGUUGCGUGGGCGCUGCUCGCAAGUCGGAGCGCAUCAAGUGUGCGUGGGCCGGAGCCGGCGCGUGUGCCCGCCGCCGCUGCGCGCUGGGCGGGGGUGCCGCAAGUGCUUCGGGGCGCGCGCAGCCCCGCGCGGGCGCCCGCGGACGCCAGAGCAAGCAGGGAUGCGUGCGGGAACUUUUCGCCCGCCCCGCAAGUCCGGGUCGCGGCGUUCGGAGGGGCUCCCGGCCGCCGCCGGCACCGAGUGCCCGCCCCACCCCCACUUCCGCCUCCCGCCUCUUCCUCGUUCCCGACUCCCAGGGCCGCCGGUCCCCAGGGAGCCCCGCAGGCAUAGCCCCACCCGGCCGGCGCUGCUGGCUCCCACGCCCCCGCCGCCGCUUGUCGGGAGCGCUUCCAGUGAGCCAGCGGGGCGCGGGCGCUGCAGCUGUUUUACUCCUUUACCCCCCAGGGGCUGACAUGGACCCAAAUCCACGAGCAGCCUUGGAACGCCAGCAGCUACGUCUCAGGGAGCGGCAGAAAUUCUUCGAAGACAUUUUGCAGCCAGAGACAGAGUUUGUUUUCCCCUUGUCCCAUCUGCAUCUCGAGUCCCAAAGACCCCCCAUAGGUAGCAUCUCGUCUAUGGAAGUGAAUGUGGACACACUGGAGCAGGUGGAAUUUAUUGACCUUGCCGAUCAAGAUGGAGCAGAUGUGUUCUUGCCUUGUGAGGACUCUCCACCAACCCCCCAGAUGUCUGGAGUGGACAGCCAUCCAGAGGAGCUGAGCCUGCCGGUACCCACGCCAGACAGGACUACAUCCCGGACCUCCUCCUUGUCCUCUGACUCAUCCAAUCUGCGCAGUCCAAAUCCAAGUGAAGGGGGAGCAGACACCCCCUUGGCACAGUCAGAUGAGGAGGAUGGGGGUGAUGGAGGGGCAGAGCCUGGACCCUGCAGCUAGCAGUGGGCCUCUUGAAGACUGAUCUAUCUGGCCAUUCUCCGUGGGGAGGAGAUCCCAGGCCCAGCAGAGCACCUGGAGAAGACCUGACCCUUUACUUGCUGUCAGCACCAGAGGGGUAAAGGACUGUGGAUACUGUACCUGAGAAUUAGCCUUCCCUGCUUCUGCUAACUUUCUCCUGCUGCAACCCUCCCACCACUGUUUUUCUCCUGAGGUAGGACUUCUAAAUGAGAAGCUGGAAGAUGAGGUAGGACAAGGUACCACUGCUUUCUUAGUAUCCCUCCUGCCCCCCAAUGACCUGUAGUCUUCCACUAGAGUCUCCUAAGUCAGUGUCUCUGAGGGGAAGGUCUGAGGAGUUCCACGUGGCACUCUGUGAGGUUGUACUGCAGUAAUCCUGCCUCUUUAAGUCCUUUUUGGAACAGGAUAUAGUAUAAAUAAUAAACUAUAAUAUACCGCUCAUUUCACCUCAUUCUUCACAUUGCGGAGAUGCCAGGCCUGCGUCCUUCACUAGCUGGCGUCAUAUCUCCAUCGUCCAUUGCUCCAUGUAGUCGAGAAAUACUUAAGACUUUAGCUCUGCAAGGCAUUUGAAAUAGAGUUCUGAUGCGAUGAAGCACUUUCCUGUUUUCACAGAGUUUACCGUCAGUGGUGGAGAAGGCCAGGUAAAUAUAAGUCACAGUAUAGUUUGUAGUAUGAUCAAGUUCUCCUCUGGUAUCAGGAAACAAAACUGAAGGAAUGAUUUCCUAAGCGGAGAUCUGAAGGACAGUGAGGAGUUGCCAAGCUGGGCAGAGGGAGAGGGAUCCUAUCCAGGGAGAAGCUGCAGCUUGUAAACACUAAAUGGAAAGGCCAGGCUGGGUCUGGGGGCUCCUCCGUAUAAUCUCAGCAAGAGGGGUGAGGCAGGAGUAUCCGGUUCAGGAACAGCUUUGGUUUCAUAGCAUAUUUGAGGCCAGUCUGGGUUUCGUGAGACCCUGUUUGAAAAAAUAGAAAAUAAAAUUAAGGAAACAACAACAACAGAAAAGAGUAGCAGUGGUGGGAGACUAGAGAGAGCGAGUGCGAAGAGCUAAGAAGCAUUUUGUUUGGAUCAAUUGUUGGAUUUGAAAAUACACAGGGAGAGGUAAACUUGACAGAGGUCAGAUUGUGAAAUGCUUCGAAGCCUGUAUUAGGUUUCAGUUUGACAGCUAGUAAAAGAUCAUGACUUAAGAUACAAAUUUAUUUCCUCAUACUAAAGAAGUCCAAAAUACAGGGCCGUGGGGAAGCUCUCUGGUAACUGAGCACCAAGCUACUUUUGGCUUGUUUUCUUUAGCCAUCCAAGGCACAUGACAUCAGUUUUUGCCCAUACCUUGUAUUUAGGAUGGCUGACAAAGCAUCAUCCGGCACGGCUGUGAAAAUAGCAGAAAAGAAGAGAAAACAUGGGGAGUGGGCACAAAGGACACAGCCUGGAGUCUGUUCUCACCUGGAAGCUCUAAGAAAUGGUACCCACUUGGUUUCAUUGCCCAGAAUUUUUUAACAGAAAAUGUUUCAUUUUAGACAUUUUAUAGACACUUGACAGCAUUUUCUAGAAGAGGAAAUUCUAGCUUUUGGAAAGACAGUAACCCUUUCAGAUCACUGAAUUGCCAGUGCAUCGGAUUCCAGUACUACCCGACAUCUCUGAGAAACACAUCCAGCAGGGAGACAUCCCUUCUUAUAGGCCACACUGCUGUCUUGACUGGUCAGGGUUUUGCUACUAAGAAGCCAAAAGGAUAGCAGUCAUUAGUGGUUUACGUGGUAAGAGGUCAUUCUGUUGGAGUUUGGAGUUUAUUGAGAAUAAUGAAGGAUUAGAAGUGAUUGUGUUAAAAUCUCAAAGAUGUGAGGAGAAAGACCACCGACCCAAAUCAUCACAGCCAAAUUAAUUAAAGCAAACAAUUAAAGCAAGCUUUUUUAUUUGUGUACACAGACUGUCUUCCUCCAUGAGGCAAGGUUCCAGAGAUCAGUAUUGGAAAUGGGGAAGAUAAGAUUUUUAUAGCUCAGGGGUAGGAGGUUUCCAAACAGGGGAUUUGACAGGGGAAAUAGGUGUGGUUACAGAAGCAGACCAUAACAAGGUAAUCAUAGCAACAGGUGGUCAUUGUAACCUUUUGAAACAAAGGUAGGGUUGCAAAAUAGUCAUUAACAACUUUUUUAACAAAGACCUGAUUGCCGGUUCCUGGAAAAGGCAGUAUAGGUGGUCAUUUGUAGUAAAGGUUACAGGUGGGGCAUAGCCCAAUUCUUGAGCAACAGGUUUAAUUAUAAACAGGAAUGAACCUAAUUUGUCUUUACUAUAAGAUGGCUUUCAAGCUUAAGAUGGAGGUAAGCUAGUUCAUCGGUUGGACUCGCAUGUUUAAAAAGGUAAUUCUGACUGCAGUUUAGAGAAUAUGCUGGAGGAGGUGGACUCUAGACAGACAAAUAACAAUGCAGUAAUGCAUGAGAGUAAUAAUGGUAGUCCAGUAGGCAGUGGUUACUUAGGCUGGAGCAGGGUGUAAACAAACUGACAAUAAUCGUUCCAUAAACAUUACAUACUGGUAUUUAGCAAGUGUAAACACAAAUACAGUACUGGCCAAAAAGGAAAAGAAAAAGUCGGUUCUGUCCUGGAGCUCAGUGUAAUGGAGCCCGAGUGUAAAUUUACAGCCAUGACUAGAGCUGCAAAGCAGCCAGCUUCUUCAGAGAGGUCACCAGGGAGUCUCCCUUGAGGAAGCGACAUUGGCACUGAGGUCUGAAUAACAAGUAGGAAUAAGCUAGGGAAGAAAGAAGUGCUGAAGGCCCCUUGUGGCAUACUGAUUGGAAGGGAUCAAGUGCCUGGAAACCAGAUGAUUGCAUUCACCUAAAGGAGAGCUUGGAGCCAGGGUAGAAGUGAUGGGGUAGAGCAAGGUGGAAGAUUGAGAAGACUUCAGAAGCCAAUCUGGAAACAGGACAAAGGUACCAACCAGCAUUGUUUGUAUCUCAUCCUGUAGGUUUGGACUGGAGGUUGUAAUAAAUUUGUUUUAGAUGUA
Molecule: messenger RNA, 3955 nt
Organism: Microtus ochrogaster (prairie vole)
Lineage: Eukaryota; Metazoa; Chordata; Mammalia; Rodentia; Cricetidae
Gene: Dbndd2
Product: dysbindin domain containing 2
Exons: 4
Coding region: 483-959 (158 amino acids)
Biological process (GO): negative regulation of protein kinase activity
Cellular component (GO): cytoplasm
Source: RefSeq, a predicted model, not a curated record